AUGAGAGGGCAUGAGCCACGAUCAAGCUCUUCUUGUGCAGCCUGCAAGCUCUUGAAGAGACGAUGCACACCCACUUGCAUUUUCGCUCCUUACUUCCGUUCAAGUGAUCCUCUGACUUUCGCCAAAGUCCACAAAGUUUUUGGCGCCAGCAACGUGAGUAAGCUUCUCGGUGAGGUCCCUGAAGAGCAGAGACAAGAAACCGUUAACUCGCUGGCUUAUGAGGCCGAGGUUCGUCUCAAGGACCCUGUUUACGGUUGCAUUGGAGCCAUAGCUUCUCUGCAGAAGAAGAUGCUCGAGCUUCAACAUGACCUAGCCGUUGCUCGCACUCGACUACUUGCCCGCUCUGGGGUCAACAACAACAACCACGUGUCCCCUUUGGAUGAUUCUCCUGAGCUCGCUGCUUUUCUUGAUCUUGUACCUUAUAGUGACUUGAUGUUGCUUGACGGCUCUAAUCUUGAUGCUUACUUGUAUGAUCUUGGACAACCUCCCUUUGUAUAG
This is a messenger RNA of Microthlaspi erraticum, 498 nucleotides long. NCBI's taxonomy places the organism in Eukaryota, Viridiplantae, Streptophyta, Magnoliopsida, Brassicales, Brassicaceae. The record is from the annotation of a GenBank genome assembly.